Molecule: messenger RNA, 1931 nt
Organism: Drosophila suzukii
Lineage: Eukaryota; Metazoa; Arthropoda; Insecta; Diptera; Drosophilidae
Source: RefSeq, a predicted model, not a curated record
UGGCCUGGCCGCAAAAACAAAAGACUUAGGCAACGAACGCGAAGUGCGGUUUCUAACGGCUACAGUGCAAAUUGGCGUGCAUUUAGUUAGCUGCUCGAGUGCAGCUUGUGAGGCGUUGCCAAUGCCACUCUCACCGAUUUAAGAAAUUCGCAUAAUAACAUAUUGAGCCCAUCGCUUUAAUUGGCAAAUCGAUAGCCUAAGCCAAGGAUAGUCAAUUGCAAACAUUGCCCAUCUUGCCAUGAUUCGCAUCCUCGUUGGAGUGAUUUGCGUGGUCCUUUGGUCGCCGGUUAGCCAGGCUCUAGCUCCUGGCUUGCAGGUGGCCAAGCAGUGGAAACUCCUGCGCUAUAACUUCGAGCCCCAGGCGCCCGUGAACGAUCCUAACUUCUACAAUCCUCAAAAUGUUCUGGUCACCGGGGUAGCCGUUACGGAUGACCGGAUCUUUCUGGCCACUCCAAAGCUCUUUUCGGGAGUUUCCUCGACAGUAAGUUGGGUUUCCAAAGCCGAGUUCGGGGAUUCCCCCACUUUGCAAGCCUAUCCGGAUUGGUCCUUUUCCAACACUGGUCGCAGUGACUUCAACUGCAGUGAUCUCGUCCUGACUUCGGUUUAUCGCCUUCGUCUCGAUUCCUGCAAUCGCAUUUGGCUGCUGGAUGCCGGAAUUUCGCGAUCCCUGGAGGAUUACGAGAUCACCUGCCCGCCAAAGAUCCUGGUUGUGGAUUUGGCCACGGAUCGAGUGGUGCGAAGGAUCGAUUUUCCCCCGGAGGUCCUGCGAGGAGAGUCCCUGUUCACCAACAUGGUGAUCGAUGAGACGACUUCCAAGGGAUGCGAUGAUGUUUUCGUCUACAUAACCGAUACCGUGGAGCCGGGAAUCAUUGUGUACGAUAGUGGAAAGGACGUCACCUGGAGGGUUUCCCAUCCAGCCAUGUAUCCCGAUCCGGAUUUUGCCCAGUCGGAGAUCCACGAGCAUCGGUUUGUCCUGAUGGACGGAGUGGUUGGAAUAACUUUCGAUGAGCGCACCGGUGUGGUUUACUUCCAGCCCUUGGCCACAGAUAGGGUUUUCUCGGUGCACAAGAAUGUCCUGCGUGCGGGGCCUUUGCCAGAUGGAAAAAUGUUGGAUGUGAAACUGGUGGGCAAGAAGAGCUCCCAGGGCAUUGGCCUCUCGGUAUCGCCCUUCGACAGCAGUCUGAUCUUCAGUCCGAUGAGUGAAACAGCGAUCGCCUCGUGGAAUCCCACUACCAAUCAGCAAUCCGUGCUGGCCUUUGAUCGCGAUCAGUUGCAGUUUGUGGCCGAUAUUACUACCACAAAAUCGGAACCGGGCGUUAUCUAUGCCAUAGCCUCGAAGUUCCACCGCUUUUUCCUGAAGAACCUGAAUACCAAUGAGUUUAACAAUCGUAUUGUGAGGCUGGAACUGCCCGCUGGAAACUCCUUGCUGGGUCAUCGAGUUGCCCUUCCACCGCCACCCACUCACAAUAGUCUGUUGAACUUUGGGUUGUAUAAUACCCAUGGUCAGACCUCCACGAAUGCCCUGCAAACGUACUUUACCAGUCCGGCGCUGACCACGCCCUUUACCACCAAAACGCCCUUUAAGUUCGAAACUGGAGGAAUUGUCAACUAUGCUGCCAGGAAUCCGUUUACAGCCUUGAAUCAAGGAGAGGCCUUCCCGCCCAGCAAGGCGACCAGGGACAACUUCCAGCGAUCCUAUCUGGACACCCUGGUGGGCACCACUGCUCCGGCGGCCACCACCAGAGUGGUUUCGGUACCGCCCACCGCCUACAGCAGCCGCCACAGUGGUUACUACUAUCAGCGAGCCACGAGAUCGUUGGGACAGCAGUGAGAAACAACUUGCGCACACGCUGCGUAUACGCAAUGCGGCCAGCAGCCGAUGUAAAUAAAUCUCUAUAAAUGUAAAUUGAAUAAAUUAAUUUAAUGACAAU